Molecule: messenger RNA, 1058 nt
Organism: Molossus molossus (Pallas's mastiff bat)
Lineage: Eukaryota; Metazoa; Chordata; Mammalia; Chiroptera; Molossidae
Gene: S100A16
Product: S100 calcium binding protein A16
Exons: 3
Coding region: 209-520 (103 amino acids)
Cellular component (GO): nucleus; perinuclear region of cytoplasm
Molecular function (GO): calcium ion binding
Source: RefSeq, a predicted model, not a curated record
CCAAGUCGAGAGGGAGCUCAGUCACUACCUCCCCUCUGAGCCAGCUCAACCAGGCAGGGAAGGAGGGAGUGGGACACACUCUGGAAGUGCAGCGGGGAGGAGUCCUGGCUGGGCUAAGCGAGGGUUGCUGCUUGGCAGUGCCAGAGCCCAGGCCCCAGAGCCUUGCUGGAGAGGAGGAGGCAGACCCCUCGAGGAGUGAAGCAGAGAGAUGGCAGACUGCUAUACAGAGCUGGAGAAGGCGGUUGUAGUUCUGGUGGAAAACUUCUACAAAUACGUGUCUAAGCACAGCCUGGUCAAGAACAAGAUCAGCAAGAGCAGCUUCCGAAAGAUGCUUCAGAAAGAGCUCAACCACAUGCUGACAGACACAGGAAACCGAAAAGCUGCUGACAAGCUCAUCCAGAACCUGGAUGCUAACCACGAUGGACGUAUCAGCUUCGACGAGUACUGGACCUUGAUAGGAGGCAUCACCAGUCCCAUCGCCAACCUUAUCCGCCAGCAGGAGCAGCAGAGCAGUAGCUAAAGUACCCCCACUGUCCCCCCAUGGCACUGCCCCAAUGCCCAGCCCCUCACGCUCUUCUCAGCCUCCUGCCCACUCAGGCCCUGUCCUUACUUCUCCCUCCAGACCUUCUGCUGACCCUUGCUGAACAGGGGAGGGGGAGGGGGCCUCUUUGUGAGCAUUUCAGUCUGGGGGUGCCUCCCUCAGGGUCUCAGUCCCUGGAGCCAGCAGCCCCUGAGGGUCCAGGCCCUCUGUGAGAUCUUAGUGCUGUUUGGGGAUCCAAGAGUUUCCUUAGUCCACCUACCCUUUCACAACAUCUGAUGUUCCUGCCUAAUUCUGAGUCUCUCUUGACCUCUGGAGGUCAGUUCGCUGCUCCAGGUCUUCCUGCCCCUGGCAUCAGCAGCAGAAACCUCUCCCCUUCCCCUCAGCCCCUCUGCUGGGAAUAGAAUUCCAGGGACUGCCCUCCAGCUGCCUCUGGGUCUGGGAGAGAUAAGCAGGGUUGAGCCUUCUCCCUCCUCCUUAGCUCCUGAAGCAUGGCAAUAAAGGCUGGAUUUGAAACUUG